GUGGCCGUGCAGAAUACCUCUUGCUACCUAUGUACGUUAAGUACUAAUUCGUUCAGGGGCGGGAUGACGUCUCCAGGUGAAUCAACCUGUCACGACACCCCAUUCUGCUAUCGUGUCUAUCACGUUUCUAUCCGAGCAGUGGAUCUGAUGGAGAAAGCUCUAUUGAUCAUGGCCAACGAAAGCACAUGAGUGCCCUGCCCUGGUCUUGAGUUGUCUCCAUAAUCGAAUCCAUGACCUGGACUCUUCUGAAUAAGAAAGCGUGUAGUAUUCGUCGAUCUGUUUGGUCAUUUCAGUCAUUCCAUUGGCAGGGUCCCUAUUGCGCUGCUAAAUCCUCAUCAACUUGGCUUAAUCGGCUUCCACAAACAUCAACGAUGGAGGCGGAGCGACAGUCUUUAAUCAAGAACAACGCCCAACCAGGGCCUGUUCCCCAAGCGCCAUGGGCCGCCGCCAGACCGUCACCACGAGAUCCUUCUCGGCGACUCCCACAAGCAAUUGCUCAUCGCGGCGCAAAGCUUGAUUGGCCUGAAAACACCAUGGCCGCCUUCCGAGGUGCAGUCAAAGCUGGCGCUCAUGCGAUAGAGACCGAUAUUCAUAUCUCGGCCGAUGGCGUUGCUGUGAUAUCACAUGUAAGUUGGAGCAGUAGGUGGUUCGCUCUUCUCCAUGCUAAGUAUCUACAUCACAACUUGGCUUACUUGCCUUGCCUCGCCUUGCCUUGGCUCGGCUCGUCUGACACUUGAGCAGGAUGCAUCCCUCAAACGCUGCUUUGGCAUUGAGGCUCGCAUUGGAGAGUGCUCGUGGGAGUAUCUCAGCACUCUACGCACAGUAGCCGAGCCUCAUGAACCUAUGCCGCGGCUCAAAGACUUCCUUCAGUGGUUAAUUCGGCCGGAAUUGCAAGACAUUUGGGUGGUUUUAGAUAUCAAGGUCUGCUGCAUCUGCUCAAGCUCAAGCAUGUGCCAUAAGACGGAAGCUAAUGCAGGCCCCCCAGCUGGACGAUGACCCGGCAGAGUUGAUGGCUGCAAUUGCGAGGGAUUUAGACGCCGUCCAGGCACCUGUGCCAUGGGAUCAACGUAUUAUUCUGGGAUGCUGGAAUGUAAGCUGCAGUGCCUACCUAAGCUGACACCCUUGGCACAGUUUCUACACUUUCACAUAGGCGCCUUGAUGAUGUUGCAUGCAGCUGACAUGCUUCAACAGGCAUCAUUCCUACAGGCUGCGCGUAGUCAACUUCCAACCUAUCCAUUGGCCCAUAUCAGCACCUCCCUCUUAUAUUCGCACCACUUUCUGCGCGUACCCAACCUCGGCUUCAAUCUCAACCACAAGACUCUCAUCGGUCCAUCAGGAAGACUCUUCUUACGCGAACUUGGAAAGACUGAUAAGCUUCUUAUGACGUGGACUGUCAACGAACCUCGCCACAUGGAAUGGUGUAUCCGUCAGAAUCUGUGUCAUCCACGGCGCCGCAAUGGAAAGAUCGAGGGGCCUGCCUUGAUAGAUGGUGUCAUUACUGACAAUCCUGGUUUGUACCUCGAGAUGUGCGAAAGGUUCGAGAACGAGAUGGAUGGCAAGUUCGCCAGACCAAAGCUGGCUCUCACUGAAAGGAUAAGGAAGAAGGCUGAGACGGUAGCCGUCGUUAUCCUGACGGAGACUCUGAUGAUGGCUUACCAUGUUCUCAGAAGGAUGCAGGGCAAGUUUGAUUUUCUUCGAGACCGCCAGAGCUUGGACAAAUAGUAGACGAGAUAUGAUGAUUGAUGACAGAAAGUGAUGCCACUGCUGGCCUAGGUAACGCUUGACUUUGAAGACAGCAAUAAAACUUGGACAACAACUUGCUGGCUUUCUGGGCUACGCCAGGCUCACAAUUAGCACGAAUGCGCCCACCAACCUCGACAGCCUUGGGUGUUCACAAUCAAUACAUGCGGUCAUGCAUACCAGAACUGCCCUUGGGGGUCUAGCCAUCACAGCAUGUCAACGUAUCAACCACGACACAGCAACCCGUGGAUCAUCAGAAUUAUAGUGACCGUCCACCAAGGUCUACCUGGUCAUUAAUCCUCUUGGGCUCAAGUAAACUCUGUGUUAAGAUAUGGAGUAAUCCGCCCUGUCCUGUCUCUUGGUUCUAGCCGUAACGCACUGUGUAAAGGACAAUAACAACAACCCAAACGCUGCUCAUGACGCCCCGCCCCUGUCUUCGUAUUCCCCUUCAGAUUUCAACGUCAAUAUCCAGGUCUAGUGACCCGAUCACAUCGUCA
Messenger RNA from Fusarium verticillioides 7600, 2237 nucleotides. Its product is annotated as glycerophosphoryl diester phosphodiesterase. Gene Ontology annotation, biological process: lipid metabolic process. Gene Ontology annotation, molecular function: phosphoric diester hydrolase activity. Bases 1057 to 1722 code for a protein of 221 amino acids. The record is from RefSeq and is a predicted model, not a curated record. NCBI's taxonomy places the organism in Eukaryota, Fungi, Ascomycota, Sordariomycetes, Hypocreales, Nectriaceae. The transcript is spliced from 2 exons.